AACGCGACAUGUUUGUUGGGUUUAAUCCGGAGGAAACACUGCAGAGUCUGGUAAUUCACAAUUGUACCGAUGCCAAUUUGGGAGAUGAUGAAAUACUUAACAAGUGCAAGGAAAUGCUUAUAAAUAUUGCGUCCGCAGAUGGAAUCGUGAGAUCAAGGAAUUCCGGACUAUCCAUUGAUAUUAUGGAAGUCAAUCGUUGGAGAGAUGCCUAUUUCCACGAUCAACAUCAUGAAAAUUUAAUUCCCCAACAUCAAUCUUUGAUAGCUUAUUUAGAAAAUAGCUUAACAGACAUUCUCAAUAAUGUGUAUACUUUUGAGGAAAUCGUCACUCAGGAGGUACUAUGGUGCCUACUUAGCAUGAAGUUUCCUUCCACUUCAGAAUCUGUGGACUAUAUAAAGCUGCUGGUUGAACAAAUUCCUAAACAUGAAGAGUUCCUUGACUGUCUAAAAACAAGGACUUUUGAGUGGCUCGACGAAAAAGUUUCUGAAGAAUGGACCUUAGAAGUUGCCUCAAAUAAGACAGACUUAUAUUUAUAUUCCUCAUUCUUCGUGUCAUUGCAAACAUACAUUCGGAAUAAGGUUCGAGAGCCAAUUUCCAAAUUGCUCUGUGUUACGGAGCGAUUGUCCGGGCUUUCCCCAUUAUUCCACGAUCGUAACAUCGAUGACUUGUAUGUUGGCGACGAACGAUCAGAUGAUUUAUUUGAAUUUUGGAAGCAAAUAUUCAUGAAUUCUAAAAUCGUCGACAUAGAAUAUUUAUCUAGUCCAAAGCCGGAUAUAUAUCAGAUACCAACAAAGCAACGUGGUAACAAAUUUCCAUUCUCGACAUAUUUCAUCGAUCAGAUAAACAAGUUCAAAAGGUUGUAUCAGGAGGAUCGAACAAUCUUGGAGGAAGAUGAAAAAAAUUACGAUGAAACAGGAGAGCUAAGAACUGAUGUCAUCGAGAAUUGCGUCGAAAGGUUUACGGAAAACGUUUGCUCCGUGAUUCCUUCAUUGAAGUCACCGAAACUUUUUGAGGAACCAGAAAUUUACUUCAAGGAUUUUGUUUCAGCCGUCUUACCCAAAUUCGGAAAAGACAACGGAAAUGUUAAAUUAUUCGAAUGGCUUAUCCUUUAUCAUCUAAACCAACAAAUUCCCAACCCGGUUAGACUUCACGUCUUUUGGUGGGAAAAUUCCGAAUCAGUACUUGCAGAACUACAGUUAAUGUUGAUGUGUCCAGAGGUCGUAAAGAUCAUAACUUCCGCGAAGACUGCUGAGAUUACUGAUUAUGACUUUGAAGCUUAUUUGCUGGAAGAAAUUGUCAACAUUUUUAUGAAACGGAUUGGUUUAAUUAAUACUAAUCGGGCAAUCGAGCGCACACUUCACAUCUGGCAAAGAGACGUGACCAAUAUUCUGUCUUUAGCUACAAAGCUGUCAACCAAUGUGUUUGUGAAUCCAUCAUUACAAAGAUUACGCAUUUAUAAUGAUUUGUCAAAAUCUCUCGAGCUGCAAGAUUUGCUAGAAAUUAGAAGAAUAGAAAUUGAUGAGGGAAGUAGAGAAAUGCUUUCAGAGCGACUCAUUGACAAUGUCUUCAAGAGAUUGGCCGGAUAUAAAGAUGAUGAAGUCGUUCAGUCCUCUCAAAGAUCAUUUAUUAAUAGAUGCCUUAACACACUUUCGAAUGAAUCACCCGUUCGACUAUUCCUCUACACAAAGAUACUUUCUCCGGAUCCUCUUCCCUUAUCAUUUUCCAUCGUUCAUCGUAUAUUUAAUACUGAGCAUCAGGAAAAUGAAGAUGUUUUCUUUGAAUUGAUAAAAAAUCCUCUUGAGGUCUUAAAAUAUUCAGAACGGUUGCAGCUAAUCAACGACAUUCUGGAAAAAGAUGUCGACUCUCCUAUCGCUUGUUUAUGUACUGACGUUCUUCAAAUUCAAUUCUUUGGCGACUUUGGUAUUGGAAAAUUAUCACAAUAUUUCUUGAAAGCGACCGAAGUUCUAAUCACAACCGACGUUAAACCGCUGCAGCUGAUAUCAGCAAUUGCCCUUCUAAAAUCCUUUGGAACUGCUUUUUGGGAAUCAGCAAGGUCACUCAAAAACUCCUUAAAUAAUCCAAUUUCAUUCUUGUUUGAGGAUGCAGAUUAUAUGGUCGAAGUAGAUCUCGAAGAUAUUAACAAAAGAAUGGAUGCACCACACCCUCUAAUUCACUCAUUCCUUCUUUAUUUACUCAAAAUUUUAAAGACCUCUCAAGGAUUUUCUAUGGACGAUGUUAAACGUUUUUGCAAUAUAAAUAGGGAACUAUUGCCUUGGCUUGGUGGAAUAGCGUGGACGGUAAAAGAUAUGGGACGAAUGGACUUCAUACCGUAUUGGUAUAUUGAACAAUAUAAUCAAGCGGAGCAUGCAGCAAAUAGGAUAAUCUCGCGUGGUGACGAGACAUCCAUGACAAAUCUAUUGAAGACGAUAAAUAACGUGAACGAAAAGGAUGUUGUCAAUCUCCGAAUAUCAUUUUCCGGGAUGAUCAUGACAAAGCUUUACCUUGUAAGGGCAUCACGAGAUUGGAAUCAAGCCGAGACAAUACUAGCACAAAAAACACGCAAUGCCUUGGAAAAAACGACACUCCCGAAAUUUUAUAAGGAGAUUUUAACGAAAUUCCUCAAAAAUGAACAUCCGCUAAUCAAGCUUUCUGUUAAUGAUGGGAAUUCGAAAUUGUAUAUUUGUUCGGUUAUUUCUCAUGUGAUAUCGGUAUGCCUAUCUUUACCUCAAAAUUCUUCCCCGUUAGCAUGUUACUUGCAAAACCUGCAAGACUGUCAAAACACCUUCAUUCUUACGUGUCCUUCGGAUGAGCAAACUGUCAUUUUGAAUGCAUUAAUGGAGCAAGUCGGGGAUUGUGGCAACGUUACUGUGGCAAGCACAUGCCCGCAAUGUAAGAAAACGAUCGGUGGACAAGCUUACAAUGCACCUGCUCCUGGUAACAAUCGGUUGGAUGCAAUACCAAUGACUCAGACAGUUAAUGCCAAAGCCCAAGCAGGUUAUUUGAUUGAAACGAGAAAAACUGAAGAUAAUUAUAGCGUUCGUCAGAUGUCACCCGCCUCUUAUCGAGUCCUUCACUUAUUUGUUCAUGCCAUUAUUGGUAUACUUGCGCCCUCACAGAUUGUCACCAAAUUUGUUAAUGGUCAGACAAAUAAAGGUACGAAUAUAGCUGAUGCCGUUCAAUAUUGCCAAAGGCACAUUAAUAAUGACUGGGCGGCGUUAAAGAACAUCCUCGCAUGCGGAGACGAACAGUUAGCCCUAGUAUUACAUUCGAUCCUUUCUCAUAUGGCACAAGUGCCACUUAAAGGUGUUGUAACGAAACUUAGGACUUCGGUCGAUCGUGAUGAUUGGGAAAAGAACUUCAGCACGCAAUAUGCAUCUCCUUUUGUUAAAAAUGCCAUGGGAACUGCGGCAGAAUUUCGCAAAAUGCUGGAGGCGAAGUCGGAAAGUGCUCAAAUCAAAAUUGAAACAGAAAUAAAUGAAGUCAUGAAGAGACAGGAGGCUCGUAGCUUGUCUUUUAGAAAUUUCAUUACCAAGGAAUGUAAUGAUGACAACUCUGGUGAAUCUCGGCGUUUAUUGGAUACUGCAUUUAUGGCAUUCACUGAUGCAUGGAACGCAUUGAUUCCUCAUGUCAAAAGGUAUAAAUGUCAGACUCUGCAUAAGGCACUUCCAAAGAUGACGGAGAAUCUUCCGGUUGUUUACGGAUUAGUUGAGCCAGUCGAUGAAUCAGUAUAUCUUUGUGCCAUCCUAGAUUUUUUGGUUCAGUUGCAAAAUAAUUUCUUGAAAGAUGUUAUUGAGAUCUCUCCGGGGAAAUGUCAAUCCCUUAAAUUUUUAGAACACCAUUCAAAUGCGAAAGUGGAAUACCACCUCCAAUCGAUAAGACUCGACAGCAGUAAGGCCGCGCAUAUCGUCUUAUACAAUGAUGUAACUGAAAUCUUUAAAUAUAGUCAAUUUGAUCUGAGAAUAGGUCACGGACAGGAGAUUUCUUAUGACUUGUUUAAGAUAGAGGCAGAACUGGCUCAUUUAUUGGUCUAUGAGAAGGCGUUUAUCGAACAAGAUGAACAAGAAUUGCACAUGGAUCGAUUCUCAUAUCAUAAAGAAUUGUUCCAAGGCUCCAUGACCAUUUUGAGCGAAAUCAAAGCUUUGGUGACUCAAGAAAAUAUCCCUGAAGACAAAAAGAUGCUAUUUAUCGGGAAUUCAAAAAAUUCGUAUGGAUUAAACCAUCAGGAAAAUUUCGAACUAUCAUUGGGAAUGGAGAAUCCCAAGAAGCUAUUGUCUGCGCUAGAAAUGAUUAUCUGUUUCUUGAAGCGAACUUCUGGUGGAGAUUGUGAAAUGCUAAUUACAGAUUACAUCGAGAAAUGGAUGAAACUCACCGUAUUAAAGGAUGACGAUACAAGCUAUAAAUUGUUAAAAAGAUCAGGCCUGCAACUCAAGCAUGUGGUGGCAUUAUACGAAUUGGUUGAGGAACACGUAGCAGAUGUUGUCGCUACUUGCAUUCAUCCAAAAUAUCAAGCAAAAUUAAACGAUUUAAUUGAGCAAGAAAUCAUGGAGGUUACCAGCUUUGAUCAACAGGAAGAAGAACCACUUAUUGGUGGUAGCAGUAGAAGUAUUAAUUCGAGAAUUCCGGCUGAAGCAUUUGUAACAGCAUUGAAAAGGUUCAUUUUGAGGCACCUAUCUAUUGGUGAAAGUAUUGUUGAAACAAUACCUCUUUCGAGUUAUCUGGUUCAAGAGGAAGCGCUUGAAUGUUGGCCUGACACGGUUAGCCAAGACGUUCUUCAAUCCAAGUUCCCGACUUCACUAUUGAUUUCUCAUACCCUUGAAGCCUAUAUAUUUGUCAAAGAAGAGCUUAAGAAUAUUCAAUCCAGGAAGCAGCGUAAAACUGAAGAAAAGGAGGCCCAAAAUAAAAAUAGACGCACGAAAAGUAUUAAGGGUAAAGGCAAAUCGCAAUAUGAUUUCAUGUAG
This is a messenger RNA of Acaulospora colombiana, 4958 nucleotides long. Lineage: Eukaryota; Fungi; Glomeromycota; Glomeromycetes; Diversisporales; Acaulosporaceae. The record is from the annotation of a GenBank genome assembly.